AUGAGAAUUUCCAGGCUCAGCACGACGAGGAAGAAGGCUUUCUCCCACAAGGUCCGGACAGGGUGCAUUACAUGCAAAAGGGGGGAUCGUCAGUGUCUUGGGUACGCGAUUCCAGCGGCCAAGAUCUUCACAUUAGAAAAUCGUGGAGUUUCUUCGUCCAAACGAGGAUUACCGAGUCGGAUCCCACAGACAGCUACCUGCGACGAUGAGCUGCUCCUCUCCAAGACUGUCGACGCGUCGUUCGGCACGAAUGAAGAAUUACGGUCUUUACAGCACUGGCUCCUCCUAACAUCACCCGUCCUGGCCCAUUAUGGCCCACAGGGAGAUUUCUACACCGUCCUUGUUCCCCAGCUCGCCCAGCAAUCUCCUGCCGUCAAACACAUGCUCGUUGCUCUCUCCAUGACGCAUGAAAAGUUCCACACAGGUGUUGUCGCUGCCACUCCUACAAUGACCUCGCAAGCGGUCUCCCACUACAUUGCAGCCAUCGCAGAGAUCAGGAACAAGAACCCUCCAAAGCUCCAUGUGGUCAUUGCUUCCCUUGUUGCGUGGGUCAUAGAGCUGUUUCAGAACAACCUCCCAGCAGCCGUGGUACACCUGCGUGGGACGCUCAAACUUUUGCGCGAAUACAAGCGGUCGAAACCCUCGCGUGCAGCACAAGAGGUUUUGCGGAGUUCCAUUCUGCCCACUUCAAGUCUGGCCAAAGGGUUGACCCAGCUGAUGAUUCUCACCGGUCCGACAUCCGGAGAGAUAGAGCCGGAGUACCAAGGUCAUAUAUGCCAUCCAUGGGGAGGCUCAGCGUUUUCGUCCUUUGUCGAAGGUAGGACCACCAUCUGCCGCUAUAUCGAGCAAAUCGCAGAUACCGAACACGCGUGUGAUGUUAGGGAGAUGGAGAGACUGCUGGGCAACUGGUUCGAGCGCGCCCGACGAUGGGACCAAGAGGCUAUCCCUACAUCCGCCCGGACGGCACUUCUCUUGUUGUUCAACCUCGCCCUGGCUCUUCUUCCGGCCAGUGACGUGGCAGGAUUCAGCUAUGUCAUCAACCCGAGCACAAUCGACUUUGUGGUUGACAAAGCCACUGAACUUGCGAAUAUCUACCAAAAGGUUGAGCGGAGCAAUCAAGAUCUGAAGCAAACGCUGAUUAUCGUGCUCGGAUUUGUUGAGCGUCUCUUUCCAGACUCUCGCAGCCACGGCCAGGCAUUACUGUUAUUGAAUCAGCUGCGUGGACAAGGAUGA
Molecule: messenger RNA, 1233 nt
Organism: Fonsecaea nubica
Lineage: Eukaryota; Fungi; Ascomycota; Eurotiomycetes; Chaetothyriales; Herpotrichiellaceae
Exons: 2
Coding region: 1-1233 (410 amino acids)
Source: RefSeq, a predicted model, not a curated record